GGUCAGCCACCUUCAGGGACAGUCAGCAAUCCAGAAGCCGCUGCACCAUGAGUGUCUCUGUGCUGAGCACCCCCAGAGCCCUGGGCGGUGUCUCUGGGCUCCUGCAGGUGGCCUCCCUGCUCGGCCUGGUUCUGCUUCUGCUCAAGGCAGCACAGCUCUACCUGCACAGACAGUGGCUGCUCAAAGCCCUCCAGCAGUUCCCGUCUCCUCCUUCCCACUGGCUCUAUGGGCACAUGCAGGAGUUCCAAGACGAGACCGAGCUGCAACCCCUACUGAAGUGGGUACAGAAGUACCCAAGUGCCUGUGCUCGCUGGCUGUGGGGGACGAAAGCCCUGGUGUUGAUCUAUGACCCUGACUACAUGAAGGCGGUCCUGGGGAGAUCAGACCCAAAGUCUCACGAUUCCUACAGAAUGCUGAUCCCCUGGAUUGGGAAUGGUUUGCUUGUGUUGGAGGGGCAGACGUGGUUCCAGCACCGGCGGAUGCUGACCCCAGCCUUCCACUAUGACAUCCUGAAGCCCUACGUGGAUCUCAUGGCCGACUCUGUCCGAGCAAUGCUGGACAAGUGGGAGGAGCUCGUCAGCCUGGACUCACAUCUGGAGGUCCUUGGACACGUCUCCUUGAUGACCCUGGACACCAUCAUGAAGUGCGCCUUCAGCCACCAGGGCAGCAUCCAGACAGACAGGAAAAUCCAAUCCUACAUCCAAGCCAUCAAGGACCUCAGCAAUCUGAGUUUUUCCCGGGUGAGGAAUAUCUUCUACCAGAACGACAUCAUCUACAGGCUGAGCCCUGAAGGCCGCUGGAGCCACCGCGCCUGUCAGCUCACCCAUCAACACACAGAUGGAGUGAUCAAGAUGAGGAAGGCUCACCUGCAGAAGGAGGGAGAGCUGGAGAAGGUGAGGAGCAAGAGGCACCUGGAUUUCCUGGACAUCCUCCUCUUCGCCAGAAUGGAGAAUGGGAGCAGCUUGUCUGACAGGGAGCUCCGUGCCGAAGUGGACACGUUCAUGUUUGAGGGUCACGACACCACAGCCAGUGGCAUCUCCUGGACCCUCUAUGCUCUGGCCUCCCACCCUGAGCAUCAGCAGAGGUGCCGGGAAGAGAUCCAGAGCCUCCUGGGGGAUGGCGCAUCCAUCACCUGGGACCACCUGGAACAGAUGCCCUACAUCACCAUGUGCAUCAAGGAGGCACUGCGACUCUAUCCACCAGUGCCGUUCAUUUUCAGAGAUCUGAGCAAGCCCAUCACCUUCCCUGAUGGACGCUCCUUACCUGCAGGAGUCCCGCUCUCCCUCUUCUUUUAUGGGCUUCACCACAACCCGAAGGUGUGGCCGAACCCAGAGGUGUUUGACCCAUCCCGGUUUGCACCAGGUUCUUCUCAACACAGCCAUGCUUUCCUGCCCUUCUCAGGAGGAUCCAGGAACUGCAUCGGGAAGCAGUUUGCCAUGAAUGAGAUGAAGGUGGCCGUGGCCCUGACCUUGCUUCGCUUUGAGCUGGCACCCGAUCCCUCCAGGGUCCCUGUUCCCAUUCCAAGAGUUGUGCUGAAGCCCAAGAAUGGGAUCCACUUGCAGCUCAGGAAGCUCCUGUAAUGCUUGUUGGAGACAAGGAUGAGCUCUGAGGGCCCCUGCCUGCCAACCUGUCUCGCUGUCACUCUCUCCCGUCCUUGCCUCUGUGCCCAUUU
Orcinus orca (killer whale) is the source of this 1672-nucleotide messenger RNA. Its product is annotated as taurochenodeoxycholic 6 alpha-hydroxylase-like. The record is from RefSeq and is a predicted model, not a curated record. The transcript is spliced from 12 exons. Lineage: Eukaryota; Metazoa; Chordata; Mammalia; Artiodactyla; Delphinidae. Gene Ontology annotation, molecular function: monooxygenase activity; iron ion binding; oxidoreductase activity, acting on paired donors, with incorporation or reduction of molecular oxygen. The coding region runs from base 48 to 1580 and encodes 510 amino acids.